Orbicella faveolata is the source of this 1636-nucleotide messenger RNA. RefSeq lists its product as uncharacterized. The record is from RefSeq and is a predicted model, not a curated record. Lineage: Eukaryota; Metazoa; Cnidaria; Anthozoa; Scleractinia; Merulinidae.
CAACUGCAUCGCUAAAUGGAGGUUGGGUGCCUGAGACAUCCAGGAGCUUCCACUAUUGGCAGCCAGCUCCUAGAUGAAGACUGCUCUCAUGGCUGCCAAAUCCAGGAAACUGAUCCAUGAGCUCCCUAGCAGAAGAGGGAGAAGGGAGGGGGGAAUGCUUGAAGACGUGCUUCCAUGCAAACCAACACUCACUGUAAAUGCUAUCGCUGUAAAGGCUGUCAAAACAUCUCAGUCCAAGAGUGCACAGAAUCCUGGUGCAUGCACAUAUCGAUAUAUUACCAUAUGCCAGUCAGAGAGCAAACCAAAAUGCCAAAUAAUUAUUGUACUGAAGGUAAGAUUGAACUAUAACAUAGGGCAACUCUGGGAUGGUGCAUUUGUCAGUUUCAAAUUACAACAGAGACAAUUUUGCAUUAGUUCUUCUUAGAAGGCAAGCCUGUUUUAUUUUUUAUCACUAGGAUUAACCCCCAUAAAGGGCGUAGAUGCAUGUUCUUUUUCUGACAUAUGACUGAUCACCACCCUUGCAACCCUUUGCUUGCAAACUCAUAUUUGCGUUUGUAAUCUUUAUACGAGAAGAUAUUAGAUUGAGAGGCAUUGGCAAACAACAGGAUUAUCACAGCUUCCAACACAAUCAACAACCUUUAAUUAUAUUAAGAUUUACUUGUGGCCUCUUGGCUACAAAUAACACAAAAAGGGCAGGGUUUAACUCUGUCAGGUUGACAAAGGGUAGCAACAUAAGAGAGUACUAACGCUCUUGUUACUGAUUAAACAAUAUACAGCUAGUAGUAGUGUGCUGAAAGGAAAGGUAAUUUAAUUAUGUUUAGUAUCAGGGGAAUGUGGCAGUCAUAUCACCAGUUCUUCAGGAACCAUUCAAUCACCUGACUAUCCCAAGCAGUACCCAAAUGGACAAAAAUGUGUCUGGACUGUGUCUGUUGAAGGUUCUGUACUGAACAUCAAAACUUCAUUUAGUGCUUUUGACCUGCAAGACCCUGUUGAUGAAAAAUGUGUGGAUUAUGUGGCAAUAUAUCGUUUGCAGCUGGACAAAGAUCCUGACGCUGUUCUGGAGGGAAAGUUCUGCGGAGACUCUUUACCACAGUCCAUCAAGAUAGAGGAAUCGUCCAUGACAGUGCAGUUUAUUUCUGAUUCUGAUUCUGUUUCUAAUCCUCACACUGGAUUUUCUCUCAAUUUUGAAGCUAGCUUUCAAGAUAAUUCGUCAGUUUCUCAAGCCACUGCUGGCAUUGUUGCUGCAGUCUUUUGUGCCGUGGUCUUUAUUGGAGUGGGUCUGCUGCGGUGUAUGAUGAUGGGAGCAUGUAAUACCUGUGGUGGUCCUAACCCAGGGGAUGAUCACGACAGGCAGGUUGUGGGUACUAACGAUUCCUACACAUAUAGAGCAGAUUUUCCGCCUUCAUAUAGCACAGUUAUGGAUCAUCCUGAGAGAUUCCCCACGCCAGAAUCCAGCCCCAUGAUGACAGCACAGAAUAGAAAUGGAACAGUGGUAACUGAUGGGCAAGUUGCACGAGCUGAAUUUACUCUUCAGUCUAGCGACAGUUCUGAUGAAGAUGACGAUGAUUCACCACCGCCACCUUACCCUGGGCUUGUUAGGUUUUCCAGACACCCAGUAUUUUUUGCAAAUAGCUGA